This is a messenger RNA of Racocetra fulgida, 885 nucleotides long. NCBI's taxonomy places the organism in Eukaryota, Fungi, Glomeromycota, Glomeromycetes, Diversisporales, Gigasporaceae. The record is from the annotation of a GenBank genome assembly.
GCAAUGACUGACAAGGGUGAGCCAGAAAUUGAUGUGAUCAAUUAUUUACAAGUACUCCAAGAAGAUUUUGAUAUUCUCUUUAAAAAUAUUAAUCAUACGACUGAAUUGACAACAAAGAGGAAAUGGGUCGGUAUUUUUGAUGUUGAUAAUUAUUUUGAAGGUGUUUUUAUUUAUAAAUUUAACUUCUUUUAUCGCACUUUGAAGAGCGAUGAUGACGAUUCUAUAUCAACUGCAGUUGAAAACAACAUGCUAAAGAACCAUGUGCAAAAAUUAACACAAGAUAAAAACGAAACCAAGAAGUCAGUUGAAGAUGAAACGGGAACUUCUCAUUCGACAAACAAUAUUAUUGAAUCCGGUUCACCGACAAACUCACACCCUUCUAUAUCACAACAUCUCUUUGUUCCUUAUCAAUCAUCUCCUAUUUCUCUUCAAUCCGAAUCGUUCGAUGAGAUUUCUACCUUUUCAACAGCAAACAGUUUCGUUAUUGAUGAAAUAAACCAUUCUGCAGCAACAACACUAACUUCUUUUAUUGAGGCAAUAGAGUCAACAAUUCUUGAAGCUUAUAAAAGCCUCAGAAGGUCUGUAAAAAUCGUGUUCUUUGCCAAUGGUAGGAUUCCAAUACUUUAUUAUGAUCAUACUUCUGCAUCGGCCACCAUCACAUAUGAAGAUCAAAAAAUUAAAUAUAUGAAAUUUGCUGAUAACGGAUAUGGAAUCCUGGGUGAAUACUAUUCAGAGAUUAUAAAUCACUUUAUUCAUAUUUUUCCAAAUUCAAAGGGAGAAAUUGGUGGUAAUUAUGAAAAAAGGUGGAUAGAAGUAAUCGAAUUUAUAGAUAAGGAUAAAGUUUUGGAGCUUGCUCGUUUUAAAAAGAGAAAAAUAGAUUAUUGA